This is a messenger RNA of Carassius gibelio (silver crucian carp), 4020 nucleotides long. It is a transcript of the gene nxph2a, whose product is annotated as neurexophilin 2a. Gene Ontology annotation, molecular function: signaling receptor binding. The transcript is spliced from 3 exons. Bases 639 to 1442 code for a protein of 267 amino acids. The record is from RefSeq and is a predicted model, not a curated record. NCBI's taxonomy places the organism in Eukaryota, Metazoa, Chordata, Actinopteri, Cypriniformes, Cyprinidae.
CCCGACACGUGUCCACAAUGGGUUAAUCAGUUGACGUCUCUCAGUUGAGAGUCCCUCGCAGGCGCUAAAUCUGAAGAGCACUUCAAAGAGGGAUUCACAUCACAUCACCACACACAUACACGCUCACAAAUCAAAAUACAGAGGAACAAACUAAGAAAUUGAGCUUUUGGUAAAAUAACGACUCUACUUUGAGGCUGUAUAAAACUUUAAUCAGAACAAACAGUCAUAAACAAGAAGACACGCGGCGGACUGCGCGAGCGAGGAGUCGCAUCAAUCACGCAAAAUGCUGCGAGGCUUCACACCUUCGCACUGAUCGGACUCGUUCAGCGCGUUUCGUAAGUCAUCGCUGCGUUCCGUCGAUCUAUUGAACGGUCACCCGGACACUACUUUCCAAUAAAACCUAUUUCACAAACAGCUUUUCCUGUCCCGAGCACAUUUAUCAGUAUCACUGACGCCUUCGGGACCUUCUCCAGCUGUGCCGUCAAAAACCCCCGCUGGUUUCCGUCACUUUUCAACAUGAUCAACACCUUUUGCCAAGGGUAGCUGAGAGCAAUGGCACCUUCUUGUAAACCCUGUGAACUGGAUAUUUGCUUCACCCACCUCAAGUAAGAGUCAAAAGACAAUUUUCUGUAGUCAAGAUGCAGAUUCUUUCAGCUGUUUUGCUGCUGUUCUGUUUGCACAAGUGUUGUUGGAAGGUCACAUGCAGAAGAGUCCAUAUUCCAGAGGUGGGGCUCGUGGACUGGGGGGAGACUGAAAACGAAGACCACCCCUCCCCCAAAAGCGUAAGCCCCCGCGUUCUCAACCCCCUGCGCCUUUUUGCCCGGGGAUCCCCUGGGUUUAAGAGCAACAGGAGGGAGAUUACAUAUUUGGAAAACAUCGAGGACCCUUGGGACUGGUUAUCUAACCAGACAGAUGUCAGAGAGGCACAGAGCAGGACUAAACGCAGACCCAUCGUGAAAACGGGCAAGUUUAAAAAAAUGUUCGGCUGGGGGGACUUCAACUCCAACAUCAAAACUGUGAAACUCAAUCUCCUCAUUACAGGCAAGAUAGUGGACCACGGCAACGGCACAUUCAGCGUUUAUUUCCGCCACAACUCCACGGGCCUAGGAAACGUCUCUGUAAGCCUGGUGCCGCCUUCCAAGGUGGUGGAGUUUGAGAUUGCCCAGCAGUCCACCCUGGAGACGAAGGACUCAAAAUCUUUCAACUGUCGCAUCGAGUACCAGAAAACAGACCGCAGCAAAAAGACUUCACACUGCAGCUAUGAACCGUCCAACACGUGUUACCAAGAGUCCACCCAGAGCCACGUGUCCUGGCUCUGCUCGAAGCCCUUCAAAGUCAUAUGCAUCUACAUCGCCUUCUACAGCACUGACUACAAACUGGUGCAGAAAAUCUGCCCCGAUUACAACUACCACAGUGACACGCCGUACGCAUCCACAGGUUAAGAUCCAGUCCAUCCUGGACAGUGAGAAUGGUCAACCUCAUUUUCACCAUGUGUUUCAUCCGAUUUAAAAGCAAUUCAAAUAAAUCCAUAUGUUUCGCAUUAGGCUACACUACUGGCAUUGCCUUGGCCUAUUGUGAUACAGCAGUCACGAAGUUUGAUGGCAAAAUAACUGAUCAGCGCUUUUGUUUUUGGCUUUAACCGUCUCACAUCCAUCCCACGGUUCGAGUUCCAAUGGGAAUUUGUUUUCCGAAAACAGACCAUAUUUCGCGAUCUGUCAAGCUAAUAAUUCACAGAACUACAGAAGAUAAAUUAUACGCGAAACACCUUUUUAUUGUGAGGUUUGUGUGUUUGUGUGUGCGUGUUUUAUUGAGCAAUGGGGCCUCUUGUUCAGCACUAAAUUGUUUAAAGCAUUUAUGCAGUUGUCAAGAUAAGUGCGAACGGGUUAAAUCAUUCAGCAAAGACAUCACUUACAAAUUACUCUUAGUUAUUUCGCAUUUCACAAAAGAUCUGUGUGUGAAUUGAGAUUUGUGUAUAAUUUCAAAGAGUAAUGUGCCAUGUCUCACGAGAGCACAAUUCAUUGGACAGGUGGAUUUAGUGAAUCUGGCAGCCGGUUAACAACCCUUUGUCAUGGUCUCGCCACAGAGAUCCACAUUUGCAGGCUCUAAUUAACAUUAAUUAUAGUGGGAAAUUUCACUUACAAACCAUGACAGAGGGGCCCGGAGCCAAAAACUGAAAUUUAGCAUGUCAGUCAUGUAGCAAACCUCUAUUCAAGCCAGUGACUUUGGACUGGAAUCAAACUCUUUUGUGUCAAAGUGAAAAAAAGUGUCAGGAGUAAAUACAGGCAUUUAUGCAAACGUACACGAGGGGAAUUUAAUACAAUUUGUGAGUCCACCUUGUAUGGAGUCUUUCAUCAUUUAAAACAGAAUAUGGAGAGUGUUUGAAGGAAUUAUUUUUGUUUGCACAUUAUAGUCUAAAUGUCAGUGUGUCUCAAUGAACCAGUUGAAAUGCCAUAGUCUGAUAAUCAGAACUGGAAUUCUCAGGUUCCAUGUGUGUGUGUGUGUGUGUGUGCCAAACAGAUUAUGGCCGUUUAUUUCAUGAAGGUUUAUUUUGCAGUUCUGCUCAAAUUGAAGAAUCAGAUGGAUAAUUAAUUGUACCGAUACUCUAAUUGUCUUGCCACAUGAACAUCCACAUCAAGAACAUGUCGAUACAAAGAUAGCUGUUUAUAAUUGUAUUUAGUUUAUAAUCCUGCGUGCAAUUUUGUGAAUAGUGUAUAAAUGUGACUAUAAAACCGUGUGUAUUUAGACUUUAAAGGAUGAAUUUGUUUCUUUAAUCUUUCAAUCCAGCAUUGAUCAGUUUUUCCUACUUUAGGUGUUUGACAGUUAUAUCAAGUAGAAGUAGAGUUGAGCCAUCUAGCUUGUUACAGUUUUAUUUUUUAGCAAACUGUACUCUUUAUCUGUAAAAAUAAAAUAAAAAAAUAAAAAUACCUGUGAACUCCAGUUUUUUUUUAACCCUCUAUGGCAUGCAUUUGCACUGAUUUGCUACGAAACCAUUUUUGCUUAGAAAUUAUUAGUAAAUUUCACAAAGACAAGUAACACAUUGAAAUAAAUUAUUUUCAAGUAAAAAAUCCACAGUGUGGAUCAUUUUUUAAAUCUUUUAUUAAACACAUUUAUACUUCAAUAUUUCUCUAAAAACAAGUUUGUUCUCUUUCAGUAAAGCAGUUUAUAGAGCUCUUCGAUGUGCCUCCCUGUGGGUGAGAAAAUCAAAUGUCACGUUGCUUAAAAAGAUUAUAUUGUUGGUUUCUUUUUAAAAUGUCCUUUUAUUUCAAACAUCGUCAUAGUUCAUUUUUUCAGUAAAGGAAAAAUGAUGCUGCCAUAGAGGGUUAAUUUAUUGUUUUUAAACAUGAAGCAUAUCCAGACAGUAUAUGAGAUUUGUAGUGAAACAUCUGCAUAUCUGCCGUCGUUUUUAUGACCGCAUAAAGCACUGAUUCUUCAAUCAGUAAAAUCUCCUGCAAAAUCACAUUACAUCCUGUGAUAUGUGCUACAUUUCAUUAAGCUCUAGUACAUGGUCAUAUUCAAUAAAAAGCUUUCUGAUGUACAGACCCGUGUUGCAUUAUUUUAUGUGCAUAUGAAAACGAUGGCCUCUUCCUCAAAUGUUAACCUUUUGUUUCUUUCAGAAUGGAUUGUCAUGUUUUUGGCUUUCAACACUGACGGCCUCCCACCAUCCGAUUCACACAGAACAAAAGAAAAGAACAAAAAGACAAAACUGAAUUGCCCUAUGAUGGAAAAAAGAACAACUGUAUGAAUUUGCAAUGUCUCAUUAGCUCAGUGGUGCACUUAAAAAUUGUCUUCCAGAUAGACAGGAGUGGGAGAGAGGUUUUCUAAUAGUGAGAUGUUAUCACAGAGUUCCCAAGGAGCCGAAGAAAAUGUUCGGCAUGAAGCGGCAUGUUGGCACGGGAAAAAGAUGCGUGUUUGAUAGCUCGGAUUACGGACUGCAUGCUGUUCGCUUUAAUUAGCCCCGAUUUCCUCAUCAUGGAGGGUGUGAGAGCAAUACGCUGCAACUGCUGCAGACAAGAGACCACA